Molecule: messenger RNA, 4296 nt
Organism: Apiotrichum porosum
Lineage: Eukaryota; Fungi; Basidiomycota; Tremellomycetes; Trichosporonales; Trichosporonaceae
Exons: 7
Coding region: 1-4296 (1431 amino acids)
Biological process (GO): transmembrane transport
Cellular component (GO): membrane
Molecular function (GO): ATP hydrolysis activity; ATP binding; ABC-type transporter activity
Source: RefSeq, a predicted model, not a curated record
AUGAACCCUCCGAACGAGGGCAGGGACUACCCCGCGCCCGGGUCUGCAGCCACUGGGUCUGAUUACGACAAUGAAACUCGCAUCAACACGCCUGUUCCCUUUGAACAGGAUGCCCCUCACAAGAAGGAGGUUUCGGAUUUCACCCUCGCUUCCUCCACGCCCGCUGCGACGCCGAUCGAUGCCGAGAAGGGUGCCACAUCGGAGGGCUUCCCCGUCCCAGAGACUGGCUUCCACCGUGUCGGUGUGGCCUUUGAAGGCUUGACGGUUCACGGUAGCGGCGCCACCCAGCGCGGCGUCGAGAGCUUUGAGAUCGCCGCCCUUAGGAUGUGGGACAUUGUCUCGCUCCUGAAGCGCUUUGCGGGCAUCAAGUCUGGGGCCAAGCGUCCUAUUAUCAGUGACUUUUACGGACUGUGCCGUCCUGGAGAGAGCAUGCUCGUCCUCGGUCGCCCCGGCUCGGGCUGUUCGACUCUUCUCCGUGCCAUCGCCAACGACACGACCGCGUUUUCGGGCAUCGACGGCCACAUCCAGUGGGGCAACAUUCAAGGCAAGGACGCCAAAUCGUUUGCCGGUGACCUCGUGUUCAACAACGAGGAGGAAAUUCACAUCCCUAUUCUCACUGUUGGGCAGACCCUCGACACUGACCUUUCUCUUAAGAAGGCACCCGGCCAGAAGACCGGCGGCACCUACAACAGCGACCGCAUCGACAAGCUCCUCACUGCCCUUGGCAUGAACCAUACAAAGGACACCCUCGUUGGUGACAGCUACGUCCGUGGUGUUUCCGGUGGCGAGCGCAAACGUGUUUCCCUCCUGGAGAUGCUCACCACCAAUGCGGCACUCAUCUCAUGGGACAACUGUGUACGUGGCCUCGACUCGGCAGUUGCACUCCACUUCCUCCGCCUUGCCAAGCGCCUCGGUCAGGAAACAGGCAUCACCAACAUUGUUUCGAUCUACCAGACUUCUCAAGACAUGUACGACGAGUGCUUUGACCGUGUCGUGGUCAUCUACGAAGGCCGCCUCGUAUUCUCUGGUCUCACGACAGACGCCGAGAACUUCUUUAUCAACCAGGGAUGGCACAAGAAGCCCCGCCAAACCACUGCCGACUUUUUGACUGCGUGCACCAGCCCCAGCGAACGCAAGGCUACUCGUUCAGGUGUGCCCCAGACCCCCGACGAGAUGGCCGCCUACUUCCGCGCCAGCCCAGAGUUUGCCAAGCUCCAGGCUGAGAUUGCAGAGUACAAGACCGAGUCGGCGGCGUCUCAGGACACUGAGCAGUUCCGCGUCGCCGUCAAGGAGAGCCGCGCGCCCCUCGCCGGUAACGGUGCCUACAAGCGCAACUUUUUCCAGCAGGUCGCUUCACUCUGCGUCCGCCAGACCCGCCUCACCAUGGCCGAUAAGACGACGUUCCUCGUCCGUGUCCUUUCCAACAUCCUCAACGCCACGUGUAUCGGUGCCAUGGCUUACAACUCGCCCAACAAUGCCAGCGGUGCCUUCACUGUCGCCGGUGCCAUCUUCUUCACCAUUCUCUACUUUGUCAUCUUCGGUUUCGGCGAGGUCGCCGCCACCGUCCAGUCCCGCCCUCUCCAGAUCAAGCACCGUAAACUCGGAUUCUACCACCCUGGCGCUGUCAUUAUUGCCCAAAUGCUCAUCGACGUGCCGCUUUACGCCUUCCAGACCCUCCUCUUCUCGGCCAUUUACUACUUCCUGGUCGGCCUCAAUGCCGGCGCCCGCUACUUCUUUACCUUCUGGUUCGUCACCUUCACCCUCUACAUGGCCAUCAGUAACAUGUACCGCGCCAUCGGUUCUUGGUCUCCCAACCUUUCCGUCGCAGUCCGUUACGGUGGUUUGGCCCUGGCCGUCGUUUUAACCACCUGUGGCUACUUGUUGCCCCUGCCAUACCAGCUGCGCUGGAUUUCAUGGCUCGGCCGUGCGUCUCCCACUACCUACGCUCUCGAGGCCCUUCUUUCCAACGAGUUCCGUGUACGCACCCUGGUGUGCGGCGACAGUGACAUGGUCCCCUACGGCUCCUCAUACACGGACGCCAUGUUCCAGACGUGCUCCAUCACUGGUGCCGAACUUGGAUCUGCUUCAGUUUCCGGCGUCAACUACAUCCUCGCAAAGUACAAGUUCUCCCCCAGCCACAUCUGGCGUAACGUCGGUAUUAUUUGGGCCAUGUACGCUAUCUACUCGAUCUUGGUCAUUUGGGGAAGCUCGCUUCUUGUGACGGACGCCGGAUCGUCUGCGAGCAAGAUUUUCAAGCGUGGCACCAAGCGCACCGUCGCUGAGAAGACUGAAAAGGACACUUCGCUCGAGCUGUCCCAGUACCGUUCGCAUGUGGCCGCCGAGUCCGACCUGGUCCGCACCAACCUCACCAGGCACAGCACGCGUGUAGCGCAGGGUGCUCCUGCCGGAUCGGUUUUCACGUUCAAGGACGUCUCUUACACUGUCAAGGUCCCCAGCGGCGACAAGAAGCUCCUCAACAAGGUCAGCGGCAAGGUCGUUCCCGGCCAGCUCACCGCCCUUAUGGGGGCGUCUGGUGCCGGCAAGACUACGCUCCUCGAUGUCAUCUCCCAGCGCAAGACCAGUGGUGUUGUUGAGGGUUCUUUCUCCAUCGGUGGCGCGCCUCUGGAUUCUUCAUUUGGUCGUCGUGCUGGUUUCUGUAUGCAGGCCGACCUGCACGACGGCUACGCCACUGUCCGCGAGUGCCUCGAAUUUUCCGCUCUUCUUCGCCAGGAUGCCAGCUUUUCCCGUGAGGAGAAGCUGGCCUACGUCGACGAGGUGAUUGAACUCCUCGAGCUCGGUGAAAUUCAGGACGCCCUCAUUGGCAACCCCGACAUUGGUGGCCUCGGUAUCGAAGAACGCAAGCGUGUAACCAUCGGUGUCGAGCUCGCGGCCCGCCCCGAGUCGCUUCUGUUCCUCGACGAGCCUACAUCGGGUCUCGACUCGCAAGCCGCAUUUGAGAUUGUUACGUUCCUCGGCAAGAUUGCCAAGGCCGCCGGUCUUUCCGUUCUUUGCACCAUUCACCAGCCCUCUGGCGAUCUCUUUGGAAUGUUCGACUCUGUCGUGCUGCUUGCCCCCGGCGGCAACACUGUCUAUGCCGGUGAGACUGGAGCCCACGCCAAGACGGUUUGCGACUACUUUGAACGCCUCGGUGCCCCUUGCCCUCCCAAGGCCAACCCAGCCGAACACAUUCUCGCCACCGUCGCCCCCGUCGGCGGCUCCAAGAUUGACUGGGCGGGUCUGUGGCGCGAGUCUCCAGAGGCCAAGCAGAUGCUCAUCGACAUUGAUGCCGUCGCCAACUCGGGUGCCGCUGCCGAUGUCGGAUCGGACAACGCCAGUGUCUUUGCCGCUUCGUACGUCGAGCAGUGCCGCGAGCUCCUCAGGCGUCACUUCAAGUGGCAGUGGCGCAACGGAUCGUACCUCGUCAGCCGUUACGCAUCUGCCAUUUUCUUCGGCCUGUUUGUCGGCUUCUACUUCUACAAGCUUAAACCAACUGCGGUCGGCAUUCAGGCCCUUUCGCUUUCGCAAAUCGUCAUUCUCCAGGCCGCUCCUCCUCUCAUGAUCGAUAUCGCCCUCUUCUACCAGAUUCAGUUUGACCUGUUCGUCGCCCGAGAGCGCAACGGUAUCUACAGCUGGAAGGCACUCGUCACAUCCAUCCUGAUUGUUGAGUUGCCUGCCACUGUGACUUCUGGUAUUGUGUCAUUCCUGUGCUACUUCUGGACCAUUGGUCUUGACACUUCUGCCGAGGUCGGCGGUCUCACCUUUUUGACCUGGAUUGUCUGGGGCUGCUUCGCUUCCACAUGCGGUGUCCUCCUGGGUGCAGUUUGCCCCACCCCCUUCAGCAUCGCGUACAUUCUCAGUUUCUUCUGGAACGUGUACAUGGGUCUUUCGAACGCCUUUUUCAGCUACUACCUCUUGCCCAGCCCCUUCCACUACUUCUUCAGCUGGCUCAGCCCGGUUCGCUACUUCUUCUCGGCCCUUUUGUCCAACGUCUCCACUCUCAAGGUCACAUGCCUGGAGUCUGAGCUCGUUCGCUUUGACGUUCCCAGCGGACAGACCUGCGCGACUUACGCUGCCUCGUUCAUGACCAGUGCCGUGGGAUACUUGGCCAACCCCGAUGACACCUCGAACUGUGGAUACUGCCCGUACACCACCGGUGUAAACUACAUGGACGGCACCGGUUACCACUACUCGCAGCGCUGGCGUGACUGGGGUCUUUCUAUCCUGUUCGUCGUGUCCAACGUCGCCGUGGCGUUUGGCAUGACGUACCUCCUCCGCAUCCGCCCUCUUUACAAGUAA